Messenger RNA from Tremella mesenterica DSM 1558, 957 nucleotides. RefSeq lists its product as uncharacterized. NCBI's taxonomy places the organism in Eukaryota, Fungi, Basidiomycota, Tremellomycetes, Tremellales, Tremellaceae. The record is from RefSeq and is a predicted model, not a curated record. Bases 1 to 957 code for a protein of 318 amino acids. The transcript has 2 exons.
AUGCGCUCCGGCAAUUCACAUGUCACCACCACUCAGAGACGUCCCGAGAGGAAGUCUACACUCACCCAUGAACAAAUAAAUGAGUGGCUUCUCACAAAUGGUUUGGAUGUACAACUUGAGGCACAACGUGAAUAUAUCGGUUUUGAUCGUCUGGCUCACGACGAUUGUGAUAUUCUUAACCCUGGAACCGGUUGUGGUAUGGUAGAACACACUAUCGGGGAGCUGACUAGGGUUGUGGGAGACUUUUUUCUGACAGUCUACCCAUUAAGCAUCUUACAAGAGUGUGCUUCCAAAGACCAAGAUCAAAAUGAUGAUGAUGAUAAUGACUAUCAAUCAUCUGCCAGCUCCUCUCAAUCUGGUAACAAAGGAGAGAGUAUGGUCUACAAAAGGCAGGAUGAGAGGUACAUUUCGAAGCAUGAUGAGCCCCAAGACAGUUCAGAUUCAGACCGUCUCCCACACUCUCUAGCAAAGGCAUAUAAGACAAUUUCUUUGAUACCUCAGAUGGUACAUUCAAACAAGGACAACAUCCUUGAUAGUAGAGCUGAAUUCCUCAAUAGAAGCAGACUUGACAUAGAUAUUGUGGACAACGACACUGCAAACAGUCUGAGAAGUAUUUUGGAAGGAACCAUCAAGGGCCAUACUCCCAGGACAAUUCUGGAAGCCGCCAGGACACAAAUCAACACACAGAGGACAAACAAGACUUCUGAGUUGACUGGACAAGAUAUAUUGACAAGUAUGGGUUUUAAGGGAGAACAAGAUCAAAUGACCGCUAUAGAAAUUGCUUCCCAUAGGUUGCAGCUCUCAGCUCUAGCCAUUGGGUACAUCACCAUCAAGGCGGUCAAUUACUCAUGGGCAGCCUCUGAUGUACUAAGUGUCCGAAAAUUGGAGAAAGAGCUCUGUGAAGGGAUUAGCAAUGAUCAGGAAUUCACAAAAGAUCUGAUAAUGAAGCAAUCAUGA